CGUUCAAUGACAUCACGUCGUCCCCUUCGUUGUUCAUAAAGCACAAUAAAUCUGCACAAAUAAAAAAUAAAAUAAAAAAAACUGAAAAAAAAAACGAACUCUGAAUUAGAGAAAGACACUAAUAACAGUUCACGAACACCAACAUUUUCUCUCCUCCCCCCGAUCUAAAUCUCUUCCCUCAAUUUCUCACUCCUCAAUUUCCCCCCAAUUCAAUUCCAUCCUUAAACCCUAACCCUACCCAAAUUCCAUCACUCCUUCAACCUUCUCCACGUGAUUCCUUCUCUUUCAUCUUAAUCGAUCGACAAUGGCGUCAAUUAAGAGCGUCAACAGAUCGGCAACGGUGGCGAUGUCGCCGGAUUCGGAGUAUUUCGCCGCGGGAACAAUGGCGGGUGCUGUCGAUCUGGCCUUUAGCUCCUCCUCUCACCUCGAGAUUUUCAAACUCGAUUUCACUUCAGAUGAUCAAGAUAUUCCCGCCGUUGCUGAAUCUCCCAGCUCCGAGAGGUUCAAUCGCCUUUCUUGGGGCAAGAAUGGAUCUAAUUCUGAAGAGUAUUCCAUGGGUCUAAUUGCUGGUGGCCUCGUCGAUGGCAAUAUCGGUCUUUGGAAUCCUCUUCCUUUGAUUAGCUCUGAAGCAAGUGGUAAUGCAGUUGUUGGACAGUUGACACAGCAUACAGGGCCUGUUCGUGGUUUGGAAUUCAAUGCGCUUCAGCCAAACUUGCUUGCUUCUGGAGCUGAUGAUGGAGAGAUUUGCAUAUGGGAUUUGACAUCACCAAACGAGCCUCGUCACCCCCCUCCUCUUCAGGGUACUGGUUCAGCUCCCCAAAAUGAAAUUUCUUACUUGUCUUGGAAUAAAAAGGUUCCAGUUAUCUUGGCUUCUACUUCAUACAAUGGGCAAACUGUUAUUUGGGAUUUGAGGAGGCAGAAGGCGGUUAUCAGUUUUUAUCCAGAUUCAAACAAAAGAGGCUCUGUUUUACAGUGGCAUCCUGAAACAACAACUCAACUGGUUGUUGCAUCAGAUGAUGAUAGUUCACCUUCUCUUAAGUUUUGGGAUAUGAGGAAUACGAUGUCACCCGUGAGAGAGUUUACAGGGCACACAAAAGGUGUAAUUUCAAUGGCAUGGUGCCCCAGCGACAGCUCCUACUUGCUGACAUGUGCCAAGGAUAACCGUACGAUUUGUUGGGAUACUGUUACUGGAAAGAUAGUCACCGAAUUGCCUGCUAGCACUAACUGGAACUUUGAUGUACACUGGUAUCCAAAGAUACCAGGGGUCAUAUCAGCGUCUUCGUUUGAUGGAAAAAUCGGGCUGUACAAUGUUGAGGCUUGCAAUCGUUAUGGGCUUUCAGAAACAGAUGGUGCCGCACCUUUGAGAGCUCCAAAAUGGUAUAAAAGACCAGUGGGUGUUUCUUUUGGUUUCGGAGGAAAGCUUGUUUCAUUCCAUUCAAAAGCCGCCCCUGCUGGUGCUGUAGGAGGAGCUUCAGAGGUUUAUGUCCAUAGCGUGGUAACAGAGGAUAGUUUGGUGAGUCGUUCAGCUGAGUUUGAAGCUGCCAUCAAAAAUGGAGAAAGAUCUUCUUUGAGAGUUUUAUGUGAAAAGAAAUCACAAGAGUCUGAGUCUGAAGAUGAUAGAGAAACCUGGGGCUUCUUGAAAGUUAUGUUUGAAGAUGACGGAACAGCAAGAUCUAAGCUUCUUGCACAUCUAGGUUUCAGUGUGCCAGAGAAUGUGAAAGAGACUGUUCAAGAUGAUUUAUCUCAGCAAGUUGAUUCCCUUGUGCUUGAGGACAAUGGUGCAGAUAAGGAGGGCUCUGUUGUUGAAAAGGAAGCUGCUCCUUUCUCUUUCGACACUGGGGAAGACUUCUUUAAUAAUCUUCCUAGUCCUAAAGCCGAGACACCAGUUUCAAGUGCUAGCAACAACUUUGUUGUAGAAGCUGUACCAAGUGAGGAGCCGAGACAAACCGAAUCUGAUGGACUUGAAGGGAGUACUGAUCCAGCAUUUGAUGAUGCAGUUCAGCGUGCCUUGGUAGUUGGAGAUUACAAGGAGGCAGUUUCUCUAUGUGUCUCUGCAAAUAAGAUGGCUGAUGCUCUUGUAAUUGCUCAUGUCGGGGGUGCUUCUUUGUGGGAAAGUACUCGUGAUCGGUACCUGAAGACGAGUCAGCUGCCUUAUCUCAAGGUUGUUUCUGCAAUGGUGAAUCAUGACCUCAUGAGCCAUGUGAACACUAGACCCCUAAAAUCAUGGAAGGAGACAUUGGCUCUUGUUUGCACUUUUGCCCAAGGAGAGGAGUGGACUCUGCUUUGUGAUGCUCUUGCAUCGAAACUCGUGGCUGCUGGGAACACAUUGGCUGCAACUCUUUGUUACAUCUGUGCUGGGAAUAUCGACAAAACUGUGGAGAUAUGGUCAUAUUGUUUGUCAGCAGAGUCCGAGGGAAAGCCGUAUGUUGAUCGCCUACAGGAUUUGAUGGAGAAGACAAUUGUUUUUGCCUUAGCCUCUGGGCAGAAGCGGUUUAGUUCUUUCUUGGGUAAGCUGGUUGAAAAAUAUGCUGAAAUUUUGGCCAGUCAAGGGCAAUUGUCUACAGCAAUGGAAUUCUUAAAGCUUUUGGGGGAAGAUAUAUCUCCUGAGCUUGUCAUCUUGAGAGACUGCAUUGCAUUAUCUUCACAACCAGAGAAUGAAGUAGAAAAGACUCUGGCUUAUGAGAAUUCACAAGUGUCUUCUGAUUCUGUGUAUGGUGCUAAUCCUGGCAGUUAUGCUCAACAGUAUUACCAGGAUACUGCGACAGCUCAUAACCAGCCAGGUGCUGGUCCUGUCCAUUAUGGCGGGAAUUAUCAGCAGUCCUAUGCAUAUGCAUCCCCCACACCUUACCAGUCAACGACUCCUGCACCUUACCAGUCAACGACUCCUGCACCUUACCAGUCAACUCCCACACAUUAUCAGUCAACAACUCCCACACAUUAUCAGCCAACAACACAACCCCAGUUAUUUGUUCCGUCUCAAUCACAACAGGUUCCCCAGCCAAACUUUCCUCCACCUGUCAGUGCUCAACCUGCUGUUAGGCCAUUUGUCCCAACUCCUGCCCCAGUCUUGAGAAAUGCGGAGCAAUAUCAGCAGCAGGCUCCAACAUUGGGUUCUCAUCUUUAUCCAGGAUCAACUAACAAUAGUUAUCAAUCUGGGCCACCAGGACCUGGUUCAUUUGGCACUAUACCAUCUCAAGCAGGGAUUAUCCCUGGUCAAAGGAUGCCCCAAGUUGUGGCACCUACCCCAAAUCCACGGGGGUUUAUGCCGGUGCAUAGUCCUAGCGGUGCUUCUCACAGACCUGGGAUGGUUUCAACACAACCAUCAAGUCCUACUCAGUCUGCACCAGCACAGACUGCUGUUGAACCUCCAGCUCCCCCGCCAACAGUCCAGACUGUUGAUACUUCAAAUGUGCCUGCACACCAGAGGCCUGUUAUUGCUACAUUGACAAGGCUAUUCAAUGAGACAUCAGAAGCACUUGGCGGUGCUCGUGCAAACCUUGCCAAGAAGAGGGAAAUAGAAGAUAAUUCAAAGAAGUUGGGUGCUUUGUUUGCAAAGCUCAACUCUGGAGACAUAUCUAAGAAUGCUGCUGACAAGCUUGUUCAACUGUGCCAGGCUUUAGAUAAUGGUGAUUUUAGCACUGCUUUACAAACCCAGGUACUCCUUACUACAAGUGAAUGGGACGAGUGUAGCUACUGGCUAGGGAACCUAAAGAGAAUGAUUAAGACGAGGCAGAAUGUCAGAUUAUGAGUUAAAACAGCAGAAAUUCGUCUUCGUUUUUGAUAUUUUACAUCGUGGGACUGCUUUUUCCCUCCAUGUAUACAAGAAAUUGUUUUUCAUAGGUUGGGAUAUAAGACCCUUUUUUUUCGUUUUUCAUUUUUAUAGGUCUUAAACUGAGCCCCUUCGACUGUCUUUUCAGUGGUGUAUGUUUUUUUUUUGCUUGAGGCAGAUAGAAAGGUUGAUAUCAGGAUAUCAUCAAUACACUUCUUUAGAUUGAAUUACUCUCUAUAAACUUUUUUAGUAUUAUAGACUUCAGUUUUAUUUUUAUCAAAAUAAUAUACUAAUUAUUGAUUCUC
Molecule: messenger RNA, 4074 nt
Organism: Spinacia oleracea (spinach)
Lineage: Eukaryota; Viridiplantae; Streptophyta; Magnoliopsida; Caryophyllales; Amaranthaceae
Product: protein transport protein SEC31 homolog B
Exons: 22
Coding region: 305-3748 (1147 amino acids)
Biological process (GO): endoplasmic reticulum to Golgi vesicle-mediated transport; endoplasmic reticulum organization; COPII-coated vesicle cargo loading
Cellular component (GO): endoplasmic reticulum exit site; COPII vesicle coat
Molecular function (GO): protein binding; structural molecule activity
Source: RefSeq, a predicted model, not a curated record